AAAAGCAAACAGUAUCAACUCUUGUGGUGCGAAAUUUAUCCAUAUCGUGAAUUGUUCGAGGAAUAAUCUACUAGUGCUAAACACCAGGAAUUCAAGCUUCAGGCACAAAUGGAUGGGAAUCAGAGGAAUUGUGUGAUAUUUGAUCAGUCGAAGAAUGAACUCUUCAAGUUGCACGAUAACUACAAAACGGUUCACAGAAAAAUCAAGAACGACUUCAGGAUCGAAAUAAAUAAAUCCGACAUCACAGAAAACAGCCUCAAGGAUGCCAGGCUGUUCAUUGCCAGUGGACCUCAGGAAAACUUCACAGAAGAUGAAUUUAAAGUCCUUAAGAAUUUCGUUCAAACUGGAGGCCAAGUGAUGAUUUUGCUGGGCGAAGGAGGAGAAACUGACUUCAAUACCAAUGUCAAUUUUUUCCUCGAAGAAUACGGAAUGAGUAUAAAUGCAGAUGUAGCCCUGAGGGCCAGCUACUACAAAUUCUUUCACCCAAAGGAAGCCAUCGUGUGCGAAGGAAUUGGCACUCAGAGCCUCCUGAAAGUGAUCCGGGAACAGAGUUCAGCUGAUUGGGAUCAAAUUGAUGAGAUCAUUAAGCCAGAGUUUGUGUAUCCCUUCGGAGCCACUCUCAACGUUAUAAAUCCCUCAGUGGCUCUCCUGACCACUGGACCCGUUGUCUAUCCCUUCAAUCGACCAAUUUGUGGCAUUUUCUGCCAUCAGAGUGGUGGGAAAAUCCUGGCCAUUGGUUCUGGACACAUGUUCAAUGAUCGAUACAUUUGCGAAGAAGCCAAUAUGAUCAUCUGGGACUAUAUUUUUCGCCUAAUGACCGAGGAGAUUCCUCUGAGUCAACUUCAGCUCAACGAUAUAGAGAUAUUUGAUAACACUCUCACACCCAACACUAUCUACCUGGCCGAUCAGCCCAAAAUCUGCCUAGUGGAGGCGAUAGAUUGCGAGAUUCCGGCGGAUUUCAAGAAAAUGUUCGACAUGCAUUUGCAUUCCAUCAACAAUAAUUCCCUGAGGGAAGUCAUUUCAACCUACGAGAAGCUGGACGUUCAGUAUGAAUCUCUGAAGAUCAUCAAGCCUCAAUUUGAGAUCCCUUUGCCCCAGCUGCAGCUGGCAGUGUUCCCGCCAGUCUUCACGGAUCUCCCGCCUCCGGCUCUUGAGCUCUUCGACCUGGACGAGGCAUUUAGCACCGAGAAGGCUCAGCUGACUCAACUUACCAACAAAUGCCUCCUGGCAGCCGAAGACAGGAAGGAUGUGGAUGAGAAUGAACUGAAAUACUUCAUUGAGGAAUGCGGAAGGAUUCUCAAUGUCGCUCCGCCGGAAGAGCAACUGUCCGCCCGGGAGAUUCUCAACAGGAUCGGCGUGAGGAUCACACAGUACAAGAAACUCGACAGAGAGUGAAAAC
Messenger RNA from Phlebotomus papatasi, 1399 nucleotides. RefSeq names its product intraflagellar transport protein 52 homolog (gene IFT52). The record is from RefSeq and is a predicted model, not a curated record. The coding region runs from base 109 to 1395 and encodes 428 amino acids. Gene Ontology annotation, biological process: cilium assembly; intraciliary transport. Lineage: Eukaryota; Metazoa; Arthropoda; Insecta; Diptera; Psychodidae. Gene Ontology annotation, cellular component: centriole; cilium; intraciliary transport particle B. The transcript is spliced from 4 exons.